AUGGCGGACUUCCUUAUGAAGGACAGCAGUACAAAUUGCCCAAUUGAGCAAGAUAAUUCGCAAGACGCUAGCUCAGAAUCACAGAAUAUUGACCCUAAAGUAGACCAGGAAAACAUGGACGCGAGAAUGGAGAGUGCAAGAAAUUAUGCGGAGUCUGUGACUGUUUGGUCACCACCAAAUACCCCGCCAAAUAAAUUUGCCUUUCCACGUUUCCCAUCGUUGAGUCCACACUACCUUCAUCAGCUAAGCGACGUCGACGCGAAAGAAGCGAAGGUGACUCCACCAAGAGGCCGACCGAAAGCCGAGAUGAUAAAUUAUUUGAUUGUCGAAGGAGCUCAGUCUCGCUCGCCGAUACGUUGUGAUAUUUGUGGUCGUGUUUUCCCGCGCGAGAAAUCACUACAAGCACACAAACGAACACAUAGUGGAGACCGUCCGUACACGUGUGAUUUUCCCAACUGUGAUAAAGCUUUCGUUCAAAGUGGCCAGUUAAAAACCCACCAAAGAUUACAUACUGGCGAGAAACCUUUUAUCUGUGCUGUAGAAGGAUGCGAAUCACGAUUUACUCACGCAAACCGCCAUUGUCCAACUCAUCCUAAAGCUGGUCUCGUACGCAAGGAUUCCGAAGUCAUUCCUUUGAAGAGAACCUUACUCAGCGAAAUCCAAAACAAGGAACCAAAUGAACACACCAAAGACGUGCUAAUGUGGUUAAAUAAAUACGAGCGGGAAAGGCAAAACAAAAGCCCGGGUGCUUUAAAGUCCAAGAAGGAAUCGCGACGUGAAUUAGACCGUGAUCGGGAAAGAAACCAACUCGGCAUUUCUGAACGAAGGAGGGCAAGAGUGGAGGCUAAAAAGAGAAUAGUUGAACAGAAAGAACGUUGGAUUGGUGCUCUAGCACUUGUUGAACUUGCAGAACUCACGGCAAAUACAAUGCCUGUUAAUAAAUCAUUGAACUUUCAUUUCCCUCGUCAGGAUAUGAACCACGUGGAAUUAUAA
Paramuricea clavata is the source of this 993-nucleotide messenger RNA. The record is from the annotation of a GenBank genome assembly. Lineage: Eukaryota; Metazoa; Cnidaria; Anthozoa; Malacalcyonacea; Plexauridae.